AUGAACUCCUAUUUCGAACAGGGCGGUUUCUACGGGGCCCAUGGAGUGCACCAGGGCGGCGGUGGUGGCGACCAGUACCGCGGGUUUCCUUUGGGGCUGACAUAUGCCCAACCUCACGCGUUACACCAGCCAAGACCACAGGAUUCGCCUUACGAUGCGUCAGUGGCAGCCGCUUGUAAACUUUACGCGGGAGAGCAGCAAUACGCGAAAGCAGAUUGUUCAAAGGCUGGUGGCGAACCACAGAAUGGUUAUGGUGGGAAAGAGGCAUGGGGAUCAGGGUUAGGAGCCCUAGUCAGGCCCGCAGCAUGCACACCUGAGGCGCGAUAUAGCGAGUCUUCAAGUCCUGGUCGAGCUCUACCCUGGGGGAAUCAGUGCGCGUUGCCCGGAGCCGCGGCCUCAGCACAACCGGUCCAACACCAGCCUACUAAUCACACAUUCUAUCCUUGGAUGGCUAUAGCAGGU
Molecule: messenger RNA, 462 nt
Organism: Brenthis ino (lesser marbled fritillary)
Lineage: Eukaryota; Metazoa; Arthropoda; Insecta; Lepidoptera; Nymphalidae
Source: the annotation of a GenBank genome assembly